AUGAUGGCCAAACCCACUCUGAGAGGGAAUGGCCCUAACUCUGAGACCUUCCGACAGCGCUUCAGGAGAUUUCACUACCAGGAGGUAGCUGGGCCCCGGGAGGCUUUCAGCCAACUCUGGGAACUUUGCUGUCGUUGGCUAAGGCCGGAGGUGCGCACCAAGGAGCAGAUUGUAGAAUUGUUGGUGCUAGAGCAGUUCCUGACCAUCUUACCUGGGGAGAUCCAGGAUUGGGUACAGGAGCAAUGUCCAGAAAGUGGAGAGGAGGCAGUGGCUCUGGUGGAAGAUUUAGAAAGAGAGCCUGGAAGACCUGGAAGUUCGGUUACAGUCUCUGUGAAGGGGCAGGAAGUGCGCUUGGAGAAGAUGACACCCCUGAAAUCAUCACGAGAGUUAUUAAGUGUUCGGCAGGAGUCAGUGGAACCCCAGCCCAGGGGUGUAACCAAGAAAGAGAGGGCAAGAAGCCCAGACCUGAGACCACAGGAGCAGAUGAAUCCAAAGGAGAAGCUCAGACCUUUUCAAAGGAGCGGAUUUCCAUUUCCUAAAUCCGGUGUGGUCUCCAGAUUGGAGCAAGGAGAGCCAUUGGUCCCUGCUCUGGGCUCCAAGGAGAAGGAACUCUCAAGAGGCAGUCACACAGGAGAUAGACAAAUGCAUGCUGAUCUGUUAUCAUCCAAGAGAGAGAGAAGGACCUGGGUGGAACAGGAUCACUGGGGCUUUGAGGAUGAGAAGGUAGCAGGUGUGCACUGGGGCUAUGAAGAGACCAGAACUCUCCUUGCAAUUCUCAGUCAGACUGAGUUUUAUGAGGCUCUCCGAAACUGUCACCGAAACAGCCAAGUGUAUGGAGCUGUGGCUGAGCGGCUCCGGGAGUUUGGCUUCCUUCGGACCCUCGAACAAUGUCGGACCAAGUUCAAAGGUCUCCAGAAGAGUUAUAGGAAAGUCAAGAGUGGUCACCCACCUGAGACCUGCCCCUUCUUUGAAGAGAUGGAAGCCCUGAUGAGUGCCCAGGUUAUUGCCUUGCCCAGUAAUGGCUUGGAAGAGAGAGCCUGUUACUCUGGCCUGGUGGGCAGUGAUGCUGAGACUGAGGAGCCAGGGCAGGGGGGUUGGCAGCAUGAGGGAGCAGAAGAGGCCAUGGCUGAAGAGUCUGACAGUGAUGAAAUGGUCCAGGAAGCCACCCCCCAAGACCCCGACAACUUGACUGCACCUGUUCUUUUUCGAAGCCCAAGUGGUGUACACUGGGGUUAUGAAGAGACGAAGACUUACCUUGCAAUUCUUAGUGAGACUCAGUUCUACGAAGCCCUCCAGAACUGUCACCGCAACAGCCAGUUGUAUGGAGCAGUGGCUGAGCGGUUAUGGGAAUAUGGAUUCCUUAGGACACCAGAGCAGUGUCGGACCAAGUUUAAAAGCCUACAAACCAGCUAUCGGAAAGUCAAGAAUGGCCAAGCACCAGAGACCUGUCCAUUCUUUGAAGAAAUGGAUGCUUUGGUGAGUGCCAGGGUUGUUGCCCCAUCCAGUGAUGGCCAGGAAGAGGAGACAGCCUCUUGCCCCAUCCAGGAGGUCAAUGAGACUGAAGCUGAGAAGCAAGCUGAGGUGGCAGAAGAGACCAUAGAAGAAGAUUCUGAGGAUGAUGAAGAGGAUACUGAGGUACCCUUAGAGGUUGUCAUGACCCGUGCUCCAGUCUUAUUCCAGAGUCCCAGUGGUUUUGAGGCUGGAUUUGAUAACGAAGAGAAUGUAAAACGAGAUAUUUCUGAGGAAGUACAACUACAUAGGACGUUACUUGCAAGGUCAGAAAGGAAAGUUCCCUGGCAUCUUAAUCAGGGUAAAGGCAGUGACACUGAAUGUAGAUCAGAACGACAGUGGGAAAAGACCCCAGGGGAGAGAAGAGGAAAAUCAACACUCCCAGAAAGGAGUUUAGGUAAAGUUCUAAAUCAUCAGAAACCUUAUUUGGGAGAGAGACCCUAUAAAUAUCUCAGAUACGGCAAAAGCUUUGGUCCGAACUCCCAGCUCAUGCAUCAGAUAUCCCAUCAAGUGGAAAAUCCAUAUAAAUGUGCUGACUGUGGGAAAAGCUUCAGUAGGAGUGCACGCCUCAUUAGACACCGGAGAAUCCACACUGGAGAGAAACCUUAUAAAUGUCUUGACUGUGGGAAAAGUUUCCGUGACAGUUCAAAUUUCAUCACCCAUAGGAGAAUCCACACAGGAGAGAAACCGUAUCAAUGUGGUGAGUGUGGGAAACGCUUCAAUCAGAGCUCAAGCCUUAUAAUUCACCAGCGAACCCACACAGGAGAAAAGCCCUAUCAAUGUGAAGAAUGUGGAAAAAGCUUCAACAACAGUUCUCAUUUCAGUGCACAUCGGAGGAUACAUACAGGAGAGAGACCCCAUGUGUGUCCUGACUGUGGAAAGAGUUUCAGUAAGAGCUCUGACUUACGUGCACAUCAUAGAACCCACACAGGAGAGAAGCCCUAUGGGUGUCGUGAUUGUGGCAAGUGCUUUAGUAAAAGCUCUGCUCUUAAUAAGCACCGAGAAAUCCAUACACGAGAAAAACUUCUGUCACAGUCGGCACCUAAGUAA
Messenger RNA from Puma concolor (puma), 2559 nucleotides. It is a transcript of the gene ZSCAN29, whose product is annotated as zinc finger and SCAN domain containing 29. Gene Ontology annotation, biological process: regulation of transcription by RNA polymerase II. The record is from RefSeq and is a predicted model, not a curated record. Gene Ontology annotation, molecular function: RNA polymerase II cis-regulatory region sequence-specific DNA binding; DNA-binding transcription factor activity, RNA polymerase II-specific. Lineage: Eukaryota; Metazoa; Chordata; Mammalia; Carnivora; Felidae.